This is a messenger RNA of Microsporum canis CBS 113480, 1263 nucleotides long. RefSeq names its product WD repeat-containing protein 79. The transcript has 4 exons. Gene Ontology annotation, molecular function: protein binding. The coding region runs from base 1 to 1263 and encodes 420 amino acids. The record is from RefSeq and is a predicted model, not a curated record. Lineage: Eukaryota; Fungi; Ascomycota; Eurotiomycetes; Onygenales; Arthrodermataceae.
AUGCAGCAGCCGGGAUAUGACGAUGUACCGCGAGUAAAAUGUGUUGCUCACACAGCCAGCGAAGAUAAGCUGGCGUCUGUCCACGAGCUCUUAAAUGAUAAUAAUCGCAGUAAUCUGGUCUCAGGCUACUUUAAAAGUGCCCAGUGGUCUCCUGAUGGAACUACAGUAAUCACCAACUCGGCUGAUAAUCAUCUUCGGUCGUAUGUUCUGCCCCCUGAUCUUCUGGAGGCAAGGGAUGGCCCGCAUAUCCUUCAACCGUACUAUACCAUUCCAUCCAAGGAACCCAUCUAUUCAUUAGCUAUAUACCCAUUUUACGAGCUUCAGGAACCUUCAACCACCUGUCUACUCUCUGGUCUCCGAGAUCACCCGAUCCAACUGAACUCAGCCCUAUAUCCUGGCCUCCUAGCGUCUUACAGCCUCAUUUCCCCCACAACGGAAGCCUUUAUUACUCCUCACUCCCUUCUAUAUCCUACUAGCCUUGGAGGAACUCAUUUCUUGGCUGGAUGUGACAGCAUGAUCUGUUUGUUUGAUAUAUCACGACCCGGAAAAGAAGGGCCAAUAUCCAGGUUGCCCACUAUUCCGAGCAAGAGAAAGAAGCUUGUAGGAGGGGGCGUGGGGAUGAAAGGGAUCGUCUCGGCAAUGGCUAUUGAAUCUGGUGGCAGUAGGGUGUUGGCUGCAGGUACGUUCACCAGACAUAUCGGACUAUACGGGGAUAAUGGGAGUGGGGAUACGAUCGCCACCUUUAGCAUUGCCAACACAGCUGCUGAAAAGGCUAUCGGCGGAAAUGGCGUUACACAAGUUCUUUGGAGUCCGUGUGGUCGAUAUCUAUACGUGGUUGAGAGGAAGAGCGAUGGAGUGUUGGUGUAUGAUAUCAGAGUGACAGGGCAGCUUGUAGGGUGGCUUGAAGGUAGGCGGGCAAUGACAAAUCAGAGACUGAAUGUCGACCUUGUCGAUCUCAGGGGGGCUUCGGAGAUCUGGGCCGGCGGGAUGGACGGGGUAAUCCGUAUGUGGAAGAACCCGUCUCAUACCGAAGGAGGUUUGUGUCCAACAUGGGAGGAGCAGAUCCACAACGAUCCUAUUACGAGUUCUAUUAUUCACCCAACUGGGAGUGUCCUCGCGACUUGCUCUGGACAGAAACACUACCCAUAUUUUUCAGAUGACAAUAAUGAGGGCAUCACAGCGUCUGUUUCAGAUGCAGACCCUGGCACCGCAGGCCAAACCAAAUAUCAAAUUGACAACAGCCUCAGGAUAUGGCACCUGUAG